UGGCAGCGUGAGUGUCUGUCUUAAGAUGCCUCAGAGAUCUUUCUUACUUGAGGCACGUCACGUCUGUCUCCACGCGAAUGGAUCCACCUGCGCGCGCCAGAUGAGUGACGCUCAUUUCAUAUGUGUGAGGAUCGAACCUGUCGCUGUCACUUCGGGCCGGUGAGCAGAGGUGAGGUGAGAACCUCUGCGCUUUCCUCACACCAGUCAAGAUUUUUCAGCCCGGUUUGAAUGAACUCAUUCAAGUGUGCGAGCCACAUCUUAUAGGACUAUGAAGACCACUCGAAAAUGCCGUGCUCUGCUUUCUGUGGGGUUAAAUCUGCUGGCACUCUUAUUCUCAACGACGGCGUUCAUCACGACCUACUGGUGCGAGGGGACUCAGAGGGUCCCCAAACCCAACUGUAGUAAGGAAAGACGGCAUAAUUGUAUUGACUAUGGGGUGAACGAGACAGACCCGAGUAAAGUUCACUAUAGCUGGGAAACUGGUGACGACCGAUUUAUCUUUAGGCAUUUUCAUACAGGGAUCUGGUACUCGUGUGAGGAGGAUAUCCAUGGAGGAGGUGAGAAAUGCAGGAGUUUUAUUGAUCUGGCCCCGGCAUCUGAGAGAGGUGUCCUUUGGCUGUCAGUUGUGUCUGAGGUGCUAUACAUCAUGCUGCUGGUCGUUGGCUUCAGUCUGAUGUGCCUGGAGCUUUUUCACUCCAGUAACGUGAUCGAUGGACUCAAACUGAAUGCCUUCGCCGCAGUCUUCACUGUGCUGUCAGGUCUUCUGGGAAUGGUGGCUCACAUGAUGUACACACAAGUUUUCCAGAUCACAGUCAGUUUGGGACCAGAGGACUGGAGACCUCACACAUGGGACUAUGGCUGGUCUUUCUGUAUGGCCUGGGGCUCAUUUACGUGUUGCAUGGCUGCCUCCGUCACCACCCUCAACUCCUACACAAAAACGGUCAUUGAGUUCCGGCACAAACGGAAGCUCUUUGAGCAAGGCCUGCGUGAAGAGCAAACCUUCCUGGAUCCAGAGGCCUUCCAUUACUUCCGUGACAGGUCCGUCCAGUCCAUCUCCAGCUCUAUAGAUGUUUACCCGAGCCACGGAAGCAGCCAUGGGAGCAGUCGCGGGAAAAUGCGCUCCCCUCCGGCUCCAGUGGACCAGAGCGACAACACAGAGUCUCUGGGAGAAGAGCAGUGCUGAGAGGACCUGAACUCAGUACUGCACAGGUGGCCUUGCUCGGACUGGAUAAAUUGGAAUACUGAUGAACUGGGAUGCGAGGGGUUGGAAUGUUGAAUUUCCUUUUUUGAUACGCAUUAUGAGGGUAAAAAAUGGACAUGCGUAACAGUAUUGAUCGAGGCGUGCAGGUAACAAGCUGAGCCUUAGCGUAGAGAUAUCAGUGAUUGUAAAUAAAAUCAU
Molecule: messenger RNA, 1399 nt
Organism: Carassius carassius (crucian carp)
Lineage: Eukaryota; Metazoa; Chordata; Actinopteri; Cypriniformes; Cyprinidae
Product: germ cell-specific gene 1-like protein
Exons: 5
Coding region: 269-1183 (304 amino acids)
Cellular component (GO): plasma membrane
Source: RefSeq, a predicted model, not a curated record